Nerophis lumbriciformis (worm pipefish) is the source of this 2191-nucleotide messenger RNA. RefSeq names its product melatonin receptor 1Bb (gene mtnr1bb). Gene Ontology annotation, cellular component: plasma membrane. Gene Ontology annotation, molecular function: melatonin receptor activity. Gene Ontology annotation, biological process: G protein-coupled receptor signaling pathway. The record is from RefSeq and is a predicted model, not a curated record. Lineage: Eukaryota; Metazoa; Chordata; Actinopteri; Syngnathiformes; Syngnathidae.
CGCUGCGCGCCUCACAGGGGGGAGUGUGCGCGUGCACGUGCACGAGUAGUGUGUGUGUGUGUGUAGGGGGAGGGGGGAUGCUCCUCCGGGAUCGCGCAGGCAUGGAGGCGCGUGCGUUGCAGCAGUGGAUGCUCCACGCGAGACGUUUCCCGGCUGUUUUUGUAUUUCCCUCACGAGAAGACGCAUUUGGCACGUUUUGGCACAAAAACACGCGAGCGGCAACGGCGAGAGGAGCGCCCCACACCCGCACCCCCACGCCCACAUCUGCUGAGCAGCCCGGACACCAGCUCCCCUCCCGGGGGGGACUUUUCGCGGGAGACUUCCCGCGCGAACACCAAGAAAGAUCGUGUAACUUUAUGUAGGUCACGUCGCCUCCACGCCACGAUAACAGCGAUCAUCGUUGGGGGGAAAAAAAAAAAAAAAAAAAAAAAAAAGACUGCUAAUAAUCGAUGCUCCGCUCCGGACCCACGGAGGGAGGCGGAGCGCGCCGGGCGCCGCGCCCGCUCGGCGGCCAGUGAGGGCGCGCCAUGCCGGACACGCUGCACGCGCUGCUCCUCCGCGGCAACCGCACGGCGGAGCCGCGGACGCUGGCCGCGGAGGAGAGCGGCGGCCGGCCCGCGUGGGUCAUCGGCAUCCUGGCCAGCGUGCUGAUCUUCACCACGGUGGUGGACGUGCUGGGCAACCUGCUCGUCAUCAUCUCCGUCUUCCGCAACCGGAAGCUGAGGAACUCCGGUAACGUGUUUGUGGUGAGUCUGGCCUUCGCGGACCUGGUGGUGGCGUUCUACCCGUACCCUCUGGUCCUCUACGCGCUCUUCCACGACGGCUGGGCGCUGGGAAACACUCAAUGCAUGGUCAGCGGGUUCCUGAUGGGCCUGAGCGUCAUCGGCUCCAUCUUCAACAUCACGGGCAUCGCUGUCAACCGCUACUGCUACAUCUGCCACUCCUUCUCCUACAGCCGGCUGUACAACUACCGCAACACGCUGAUGCUGGUGGCCCUGAUAUGGCUGCUGACCGUGGUGGCCCUCGUGCCCAACUUCUUCGUGGGCUCCCUGCGCUACGACCCGCGCGUCUACUCCUGCACCUUCGCCCAGAACGUCAGCAGCUCCUACACGGUGGCGGUGGUGGUGGUGCACUUCCUGGUGCCCAUCGCCGUGGUCACCUUCUGCUACCUGCGCAUCUGGAUACUGGUCAUUCAGGUGCGACGCAAAGUCAAGACGGAGGAGAGUCCCCGCCUCCGACCCAGCGACCUGCGCAACUUCAUCACCAUGUUCGUGGUCUUCGUGCUCUUCGCCAUCUGCUGGGCGCCGCUCAACCUGAUCGGCCUGGCGGUGGCCAUCGACCCGUCGCGCGUGGGCCCGCUCAUCCCCGAGUGGCUCUUCGUGGUCAGCUACUUCAUGGCGUACUUCAACAGCUGCCUCAACGCCGUCAUCUACGGCCUGCUCAACCGCAACUUCCGCAACGAGUACAAGCGCAUCGUCACCUCCGUCUGGGUCACGCGCCUCUUCGUCACCGAGACGUCGCGGGCCGCCACCGAGGGCCGCAGCCUUCGCAGCAAGCAGACGCCGCCGCCGCCGCCGCCCACGCCGCCGCUCAACAACAACGAGUCGGUGCGGGACCGCACCAAAAAGAACUGAAAAACAUCCCGGAUCUUUGUUUCCCUCAAGUGCUUGGCGCCGUUUCCACGGCGACGACGCCAAAAACAAUGUGAACGCUACAUCGGUAUCACGUGUGGCGUCCUUUUCUCACGCCGACCAUCGACUUCCGAAGCCUCAAAUCGUCCGACUCGCCUCACCGGCGCACCACCUUAGUAACAAAAAGACGGGGGGGGGGGGAUGAUGUCAUCGGGCGACGCCCUCUCGCCAGCAGGAAGUGAUAGGAAAAACUACAGUUGGAGCUAAAAACAUGGCGGACAUUCUGUCUACAUCAGACAGACGCACCUCGGUUUGGGUCUACCGCUCCACAAGGUCCAACUAAGACCAGAUCGUGCAAAAACUGAAUCAGAAAGAAAUCAUGGAAACCAAACACCCACAAAUAGAAAGAAAAAACAAAAAAUGUACUGUGUUUCUCACCAUCUUUAUCAAAGUGCUGGCACUCGCCACUUUUUUUGGCCCCAUGGUGGAUUAUUUAGAAGGAAAAAAAAGUAAGAUUCUGAGUCUGAUUGAACCAGACUUUCUUUCCUUUUCGUAAUCUG